AUGGCUUCUCUUCGCAUGCCCGAGCCAACACGGCAGCCCCUGGCUUUGUCGGAGUAUAAGGUUCUGUCAUUCGAUAUCUACGGGUCGAUUAUUGAGUACAAGGCUCACAUCUUAGCUUCUUUCCGACCGCUUCUUUCUCAACUCGACACGUCGUCCAAGUACCGUGAUUCCACCCCGCUAUCCGAUGACCCAAAAUCUGCCACAAAGGGUUCUAUUGAGUUUCUAAAGCUCUUUCAGCAACAUGAGGACGCCAUCAAGCUCGAAUUGGCUGAGAAGCCUCUGCGUUUCGAUGAAAUCAUGCAGGAAAUCUGGCAGCGCAUCGCGAUCGAUCUGAAACUGACCUCGGAUGACGCCAAGUCUUUCGGUAGUCGCGAGACCAUUGCCUCGUGGCCGACCUUUGACGGGACGUUUGACGCUCUUUCGUAUCUCAGCACCCGCUAUAGGCUUGUCGCUUUGUCUAACAUCGACAAAUACGCUUGGAACAUCACUGCUGAUUCGGCCAGUCUUGGCGAGAUACUGUGGUGGAAAGUCUUCACCGCAGAAGACUUCGGGCGCGAUAUGAAGAGGGCUGAUGAUGCCAAGCUCGAGACAUUGAUCAAUCACUGCGAGUCCCAAGGGUUUGAUAAGUCACAAAUCUUGCAUGUUGCACAGAGUCUCGGUCAUGAUCAUGCUCCGGCAAAACGAAAUGGCUUGAGCAGUGUCUUCCUGAUUGGAGAUGGCCCGGUAUGGGGCAAGGAGGCGGAGAGCAGAAUGGCAAUCGAGAAGGGCCUCGUUGGCUAUGCUUGGAGAUGCAAGGACUUGCGCGAGUUUGCAGAAGUGGUGAAGCACGCGUUUGGAGAUUAG
Molecule: messenger RNA, 843 nt
Organism: Cyphellophora europaea CBS 101466
Lineage: Eukaryota; Fungi; Ascomycota; Eurotiomycetes; Chaetothyriales; Cyphellophoraceae
Exons: 1
Coding region: 1-843 (280 amino acids)
Source: RefSeq, a predicted model, not a curated record